AUGCGUUCUGAAUCAUCACCACAUGGGCUUGAUGAAUUUUUAGCUGAGGUCCAGAGCUUGACAAAGGUGCAUCACAGGAAUCUGGUGUCUUCGAUUGGUUACUGCUGGGAGAAAGAUCAUUUGGCACUGUUCGGGAUGCUAAUACAGUAUCUUUUUGACAAAUUCCCAAAUUGGCAGAAGAUAGGUAGCCCGGCCAUUGGGGACCUUCAGGGUGAUAUUAUUUGCCCCUUAAUGGAAGGAACGGUGCCCAUGCCUGCUCAGUGGUGCACAUCUUCCAGACCCAAGAGAGUAUGGCUACUACAUAUCCAACCCUUCAGCCUCUAUUUCCCUGCUGCGAUAUACGUGUUCGAUUGCAGCAAACUCAAGGAUCAACGCAACCGGGGCAAGGGCCGAGUGCCGCUGCUGCCUGCAGUGGUCCUCACAAUGGUAAAGGCAGUUGGGCUUCCUAGCAAGGUUUAG
Messenger RNA from Miscanthus lutarioriparius, 459 nucleotides. The record is from the annotation of a GenBank genome assembly. NCBI's taxonomy places the organism in Eukaryota, Viridiplantae, Streptophyta, Magnoliopsida, Poales, Poaceae.